UCAAAAUUGCCUUUUCCCCACGUGUGCCCGCUGCCUCAACAGACACAACACGCACACGCACACACGCACCCAUCCACCGACCAACCGCAGCCAUGGGCGGAAACCUCAAGAACAAGGUCAAGUUCCAGGGCCGCAUCUCCAAGAGCAAGAGCAGCACAAACCCGGAUCGUUCCAACAAGAGCCCUGGCCACAAUGUGCGCACACGCACAACCGUCAACCGGUUGGCCAUGUACAAGAGCGGCGGCAAGGCCAUCCGAAACAGCAAGGGCAAGAUCAUUCGUGCAGCACCUUUCCAGUCCUCCGUCUCGUCUGGCACCAUGGCGCGGAUUGAGCCCAACCGAAGGUGGUUUGGCAACACCCGCGUCAUCGGACAGCAGCAGCUGGAGGAGUUCCGCGAGGCCAUGAACACGGCAAAGCGGGAUCCGUACACGUUUGUCAUGCACCAGAAGAAGCUACCCAUGUCCCUGCUGCGCGACAUGCCUGAGACAACCAACACCAGGAUGCUCAGCACGGAGCCCUUUGAGGCCACGUUUGGGCCCAAGUCGCAGCGCAAACGCCCAAAGAUCAGCGUCGAGAACAUGGCCGACCUCGCACGCGCAUCUGAGGAGAAGCACGAGAGCUACGAUGCUUCAAAGGACAGGGACCUUGUUCAGGAAGAGACAGGCGAGCGCGAGUGCGCGCGCGAUUGGAUCUUUGGUGCUGGCCAAUCGAAGCGCAUCUGGUCGGAGCUGUACAAAGUCAUUGACGCAUCGGACGUCCUUGUUCAGGUGCUUGAUGCGCGCGACCCGAUGGGCACCCGCUCCGAGCACGUGGAGAACUACCUCAGAAAGGAGAAGCCCCACAAGCACCUCGUCUUUGUGCUCAACAAAUGCGAUCUCGUCCCAACCUGGUCAACGGUUCGCUGGGUGGCGUCCCUCUCCGCUGAAUACCCAACGCUUGCCUUCCACGCCAGCAUCAACAACUCCUUUGGCAAAGGAUCCCUCAUCCAACUCCUUCGCCAAAUUGCAUUUCUGCACAAGGACAAGCAGCAGAUCAGCGUGGGCUUUAUUGGGUAUCCAAAUGUUGGCAAGAGCUCCAUCAUCAACACCAUCAUGGGGCAGAAGUCGUGCAAGACCGCGCCCAUCCCUGGCGAGACGAAAGUGUGGCAAUACGUGCGCCUGACGGGCCGCAUCUACCUCAUUGACUGCCCCGGUGUGGUGCCGCCCAGCGAGGAUUCUGAGGCCAACAUCAUCCUGAAGGGUGUGGUGCGUCUGGAGCACGUGCAAGCGCCAGAGGACUACAUCCCCGCCGUCCUCGAGCGCGCCCGCCGCAUCUACAUCAACCGCGUCUACGGCAUCGAGCACUGGAACACGCACAUUGACUUUCUUGAGCAGCUUGCCAAGAAGACGGGCAAACUCCUCAAGGGCGGCGAUCCAAACGUCUCCGCGGUUGCGCGCAUCGUGCUGCAGGACUGGCAGCGCGGGCGCCUGCCCUACUUCAUCAUGCCCCCAGACAACCCCGAGUACAACAAGGACGUCUCCACCAACAACUUUGGUGUCACACAGAAAAUCGAGGGGAUGCAGGUGACGGCGAAGUUUGAUGCGGUUGACCUGCACGGCGCGGCGCUGCUGCCCGAGGGUGAGGAGAAGGACGAGGCGGCGGUGGAGGAUGGAGACGGUGAAGAGAAGGAGCAGGAAGAGGAAGAGGCAGCCGGAAACAAGGAGGAGAAUGAAGAGGAAGAGGAAGCUUUGCCCGAUUGGGAUGACUUGGAUGCAAGCAAUGGCGAUGAAGAGGCAGCGACAGAGGCAGUUGAGGUGAAGGACAGCACCGUGCCGGCGGAUGACAACGAUGCCGACGGUGGUGAUGAUGAUGAUGAUGUGGAGGAAGAAGCGGAAGGGGAAGAGGAGGAUGUUACUGCUGAGGAUGAUGACGAGGAAGAGGAAGAGGAAGAGGAGACAGUGAUGAAGAAGCCCAAGCAACAGAAGGAGAAGAAGGCAGCGAAGGGAAGCAAGAAGCAGCAGCAACAACAACAGCGGCGAGCGGCCUCAACACACAAGGGCUGGACCGUUGAGACACGUGGCGGCAAGCGUGUUGUUGACGACGAUGACGAUGAUGAUGACGACAGUCGCCGUCGCCGCCGUGGUCCAAAGGACAAACGCAUGACCACCAGCAAGCGCCCGGCCAUGAACUACUACGAUGUCGUCAACGUCAAGAACCGCAAACGCCGCCAGCCCGAGGCCAUGAUGCUUCGCCGCCGCAGGAGAAAAUAGCUCUCAUCUGUGUGUGUGUGUCUGUGUGUGUGGGUUCGUGUUCAUCUCACUUUGCUUGGCUUUACCUACGUGCGUUUGAUUGAGUUUCUGCUGAAGUCCUCAAGUAAAUGGUUCACAUCUCCAACA
Salpingoeca rosetta is the source of this 2375-nucleotide messenger RNA. RefSeq names its product ribosome export GTPase. NCBI's taxonomy places the organism in Eukaryota, Choanoflagellata, Craspedida, Salpingoecidae. Bases 93 to 2249 code for a protein of 718 amino acids. The record is from RefSeq and is a predicted model, not a curated record. The transcript has 13 exons. Gene Ontology annotation, molecular function: GTP binding. Gene Ontology annotation, cellular component: nucleolus.